AUGGCCGAAAUCUAUCAGAAAAAGGAGCUACUCCAGCUCAUGAGUACUGGAGCUAACAAGCUUUGUGUCGACUGCAACUCGCCCUCUCCGCAAUGGGCCUCGGUUUCGUACGGCACCUUCAUCUGCCUCGAAUGUUCUGGCGUUCACCGCGGUUUCGGCGUACACAUCUCCUUCGUCCGCUCAAUCACGAUGGACAAGUGGUCGGAAGAGCAGCUCAAGAAGAUGAGGAACGGCGGUAACGCCGCCUUUAAUGAGUUCAUGGACUCGUACGGCGCCGACGGGGGAUACACCAAGGGCAUGGGCAUGAGCGAAAAGUACAACUCGUGGGCGGCGACCCAGUAUCGUGACAAGUUGGCUGCGACGUGCGAGGGCCGCGAGUGGAGUCCGUCUCCGGCGCCAGCGGCACCCUCGAGGACCGCAUCGGCCCAGGCGACUCGGAAGGCGCGCGCAAGUGGUGUGGGGAGCGGCGUGGGGAGUGGUGUUCCCUCCCGCACCGCUUCGCCUUAUAAUGAUGCGCCAAAUGGGAACGAGGCGUAUUUCGAGCGAAUGGGGGCGACCAACGCCUCGAGGCCCGAUCAUCUCCCUCCUUCCCAGGGCGGCAAGUAUGGCGGGUUCGGGAACACGCCCGAGCCGGAUGCGUCGGCACAGCACCCUAGCUAUGGGUUGAGCAGUCGCGCUGCUCCGACACUCGACGAGUUCCAGCGUAACCCCAUGGGCGCGCUCACCAAGGGAUGGGGCCUGUUUAGCUCUGCUGUGGUAACUGCGAGUCGCGAGAUCAAUGAGAGCGUCGUCAAGCCUGGCAUGAGCCGCGCACAGGAAAUGUACGACCAGGGCGCGAGCGACGACGUCAAGCGCUACUUUAACCAGGCAGGGACGCAGGCGCGCUCAGCAGCCAACUGGGCCGGUACCCGGGCGGCCGACGGAUGGGACCAGGUCAACGACGUCGCGCGUAACCAGGCCGGCGUGGAUAUCAACGAACGCCUCGGGCGUAUGGGGCUCGGCAAGGGGAGCGCGCGCGAUCAGGGGUACGGGCAGGUGCCAACGCAUUCGCAAAAGGACGAGGACGACUUUUUUGACGCGUGGGACGAACCCGAGAGCAGCAAGACCACCAAUGCGCCGCUCUCGGGCCCGUCGACCGUGCCCAAGCCACCUGCGUCCAAGGCGGCCAAGAAGGACCAGUGGGACGACGAGUGGAAAGACUUCUAG
Messenger RNA from Cutaneotrichosporon cavernicola, 1206 nucleotides. RefSeq lists its product as uncharacterized. Gene Ontology annotation, cellular component: Golgi membrane. The transcript is spliced from 4 exons. Gene Ontology annotation, molecular function: GTPase activator activity. Gene Ontology annotation, biological process: regulation of ARF protein signal transduction; regulation of endocytosis. Bases 1 to 1206 code for a protein of 401 amino acids. The record is from RefSeq and is a predicted model, not a curated record. Lineage: Eukaryota; Fungi; Basidiomycota; Tremellomycetes; Trichosporonales; Trichosporonaceae.